Messenger RNA from Cyphomyrmex costatus, 5087 nucleotides. RefSeq lists its product as uncharacterized. Lineage: Eukaryota; Metazoa; Arthropoda; Insecta; Hymenoptera; Formicidae. The record is from RefSeq and is a predicted model, not a curated record. The coding region runs from base 18 to 4622 and encodes 1534 amino acids. The transcript has 21 exons.
ACAAUCGCAUUACGGAUAUGUUCGGGAAGAGUGGCGUGACACGUGGUAUCCACGGUGUGAUCGCACGAGGAUCCACGAUGGCGGAGGUGGCGACAAAGAAGUCGAUCAAUGUAGUAAGUAGCAAGAAGAACGAGGUGUGCGGUGUACAAUCUAACAACGGUUUGAUUGAUUUGGAUGAUUUAACCACGAGUAACACCCAACUAAUUUCAUUGUGCGACGAUGACGAUCUCGUACUUACAAACAAUACGCGUAACGAGCUUGAGAACGACGAUAAAAGCUUGCAAGAGUUAAUAGAGAGUGAACUAGCCUUGAGGAUCUGCUCGAGUAAAAGUGACGAAGAUGCUGUCGUCGAAGAGACCGAAAAUGUUGUCACUCAACCGGAGACAAUCAAGAAAAUCGUCCUGGAUUGUCGGCAUAAUCUCGUUGAUGUUAAUACAGAGUUCAUAGCUGCCGAGAGUGGGCAUUAUUCUUUAAUCGAGGAACCAUAUGAUCAUCGAAAUGGUCACGUGUCCCCACAUGCCAACAUCGAAGCUGUGAAAUCGGAACCGGACGAAGAAGAGAAUCAGGCGUUCAUCGAGCAGUCGAAAGCUGGCGUUGCGCCGAUAAUUAUUCAGAAAACGAACGAAGGUGAUCAAGAGUCGAGCCGCGACGAAGCUGUCGAUGUUAGCAGCAAUAGUGAGGAGUGUCAGGAAAUUGUCAAGGUAGUUCCUCCUCCCACGGAUCAUCCAGACUCUGGCAAUGUCACGAAUGAUUCAGUAGAUGGAUCGAAGUCCCAGUCUUUUCCGAUUCCUGCAAGUUGUCCCAUGGACAAACACCAACGGGAGGAAGAUAGGUUGAAUAAGGCACUUGAUGAAGUAAAUUGCAUCAACCGGGAAAAAAAGAAAGAUAUUGAUAUUUCGAACACAUGGACCGACCAGGUGCCGCUUCUAAAUAGCUCCCAGCAGAUUGAUCGGUUCCCCGAUUGUGAAGAACGUCUACAGUACUGUCCACAGGAUCUACCACAGGAAAAACUGAUGUUCUCUAGGACGAGUAAAGAGUCUUCCACGAACGAACAUAUCGAUACGUUUAAUGAUUCCUAUGGAGACAAUUAUGUCGAGCGGGAAGAGGAGAUUCCUACAUCGCCGAUCCGUCGGGAUAAAUCGUCACUCUCCGCAACGUUCGAAGAAAUCGAUUCGAAACUGGAGGAUGUUUGUUUCUCCGACGACGGCAUCAUCUGCCAGUCCGAGAUAUCCGCGGAGAUGGCUAGCACGCAGGAAUUCCUCGACAUAGAACGCCGUGUGCUGAACGAAGAAAUCGAUCAGGAGCCACCCCAGAUUGUGGUAUCAUCAGAUAUCGCCGAAUCGCAAGCAACAUCGGAAUCGAAUCUGGAAAACGAAUCGCCCGAGUGUCUUGUCGCGGAAGAUGUGCAGAAUCCGGUAGACGAGUCCUCGAGCGAGUUCUCGGCGUCAGACUCGACUUUCAUCGAAAAAACCGAGGUUGUGGUGUCUGACACGAGCGUGACGAUCUUUUCGGAGACGAGACAGCUCGUCGCCGAGCAGAUCGGAAAUCUCGACUCGUGGACCACAGUCGAGGAGGCCACAAAAUCGGUAGACGCCGAGGAACGACCGGAGGACGCGCCAGUCGCGACGGAAUGUGACGCGACGAGGGACGAUAAUGAAGGGAAGCAAGACGAUUACCUUGCACCCUCGUCCCCCCGCGCGCCCCUGGCCACACCGGACGAGACGGAAACGAGCGAUGUUUCUAACGCCUGUGACAGCGAAAGCCGCGAGGAAACGGUGACCACCAGUUCUACCGUGGUGACCUCCUCGAAAGGUGGGACCAAAACGAAGAAGAAGAAGAUCGAGGGCGUUGCUGGUAACGAUGCUACCUCGCCGAACCUUACGCCGCGCACAAAGAAAACCAAGAAGAGCAAGAAGAGCGAUCUCGAGAAGGAGAACAUCUCCGUGAACUGUAGCUUACAAGACGCAAGCAUGCAUACGGGCACUCAGCGAUCGCAUUCGGAGAUGAUCGAUUUUUCCGCCAAGGACGAUUUAUCGAACGUCAAUGUUAAGUCACUGACACAGAACUAUGUCUCGGAGACGAGUCGUAGUGAUCAGGAGAAGUUGUGCAGGGAGCGGAUAGCGACUGGCGUGUCCAUCAAGCAAUUAUGUCGCAGCUUUGGCGACAUCUCGAACAUGAGUGACGGCGAUCAGGCAACUUUUGGGAAAGCGAGCCAUGCGAUGGAAAUCGAAGAGAAGGCGAGGUCUAUGGGUGAUCUGAGAGUAUGCGAGCAGGGUUACUCGCGAUUUACCAGAGACGCACCCGUCUUCGCCAGGGUGUCGGUCAAGGCCCUCAGGGCUUCCUAUUGUAGUUUGGCAAGUCUAACGAACGAGGGUAAGGACAAGGAUCGAGCAUGCGAGAGGCCGAAGCUCGAGAAAUCGAGCUUUAAUAAAUUCGACGCUCUUAGCAAGAAAACAGUUCUUCAUGUGCGUUCGGUCGAUGCGGGGAAAGUCCAACAGCAGCUGAAUGCAGUGGGUCAGAAUGCCGAUGCGAAUACGAACUGUCGCAGCUGCGGCAAGGUCGUGUUCCAAAUGGAGCAGACAAAGGCCGAGGGUCUGGUCUGGCACAAGAAUUGCUUCCGGUGCGUGCAGUGCAGCAAGCAGCUCAAUGUAGACAAUUAUGAGAGCCACGAGAGUAAGCUCUACUGUAAACCACACUUCAAGGAACUCUUCCAACCGAAACCGGUCGAGGAGUCCGACCAACCUGUGCGACCUCGAAAGCCGGAGCUGAUCAUACGGGAGAACGAGCCGAAAGAAUUGCCGCCCGAUGUGGUCAGAGCUUCUGACAAACCCGAUCUGGGACUCGAGGAACUCUCAAGCUUAAACGUCAAGUCGCGCUUCCAGGUCUUCGAGAAAGCUAGUACGGAGAACACCAAUGAAAUCGAACGAUCACCGUCACAGAUCGCCGUCAAGAGAUCACCCAGCAUCCUUAGCAAACUGGCCAAAUUUCAAGCGAAAGGUAUGGACAUUGGCGUGGCGGACGAAUCUCUCAAUGGCAUACCCUACGAAGAAUCCAGCGAAAGUGAGGACGAAGUAGAGACAGAAGAAACCGAAGAAGUGGAUACCGAAAUUGUGAAGUCAAAACGAACUACACGCGAACGACCGAUUAGUUUUUCGAAGAUGGAUGACAUUAAGAAUCGUUGGGAGAGCACCAGCCAACAAGGAAGACGCGAAGUUCAGCGCGAGGCUAGGAAGGAAGAAAUCGCAGGAAUCCGUUCGCGAUUAUUCUUGGGUAAACAGGGUAAAAUGAAGGAAAUGUAUCAACAGGCGGUAGCUGGAAGCGACCGUGUUACAAAGAUAAACGCGGCGGAGGAGAUUCAGCACUCGACAACCCACGCUCGUUCCCUCAAAGAGAGAUUUGAACGGGGUGAGCCAAUCGCGGCGUCAGACGACGAAACCGACAGUAAACCGAAACCGGAGAAAGCCGACGAGGAGGUGAUCGCAGCAGCAAAAACAGGACGUCCAGUGACGCCAGUUCAUCCAAAAACGCCAACCGAAACCUCACGACGUGCACGAGACGCGUUCAUGGGUCGUCAAGUCUCAGACGAUGUGGUGCGCAGUUCAGACGCGACCGAGGAGAUCCAAGUAGAAACGUUGGAAAUUUCGAACAAGUUCAAAUUCUUCGAGUCCUAUAAGGCACCGGAGAAACAGCGGAAGCAAUUUCGCAUUACGCCUCCUCGUGAUGGUCAAGUCAAGAUGGAUUCACCAGAUCGUGAGAUCUACCGCGAUCCAGAUGUAGUCAGAGCCGACGACAGGGUGGACGAAGUGGUGCAUACGGACACGGCGAGGAAGAUGCUGUCCAUCUUUCGGCAGAUGGAGGAGAACGCGUGUAAGGAAGAACUGCCGGAGGGCCCGAAGCCCUUGAAACGUUUCACACCGCCUCCCGAGGAUAAAUUCGCCAAAGCAACGGCCUCAGACUCGGAAGAAGGCGAGGAUGAAGAGGGCGAGGAAACCGACGGUGAUGAAAGCGCUGAGGAGAGAGAUCCCAACUACGUCCGCGCUUCUGAUAAGGUGGAGGACGAGUUCUUGAAACAGGCGCAGAACGCGGCGCGCGCCAAGACCCUACGUGCUAAGUUCGAGCACUGGGAGGAGACUGAUGGCAAGGUCAGCAAUCACCAUGUCGCCGAAAUAGAGAUGGCCCAGGGUACGGGCGAGCAGUCCAGCAUAGAAUCGGCGAGCAGUCUUAGAGCUCGUUUCGAAUCCCUCGGCUCGCAGGCCAACGAGUCCCCGCGCACACCGAAGGUCAAAGUCAAUCGAUUUGUGGAGAUCCAGACGACAUGCGCGGAGGUGUGCGAGAGUUGCGAGAAGAAGGUCUACCCCUUGGAGAAAGUUGAGACAAAUAACAAAAUCUUCCAUAAGCAAUGCUUCCGGUGUCUGCAAUGCAAUUGUAUUUUAAGGAUGGACUCCUUUACUCUGAAUAACGGCAAGCUGUACUGUAUCCCGCACUUCAAACAACUCUUUAUCACACGGGGAAAUUAUGACGAGGGCUUCGGUGUCGACCCACACAAGAAUAAAUGGGCGACAACGAACUCCAGCAAUUCCACGAGCCCAUCGCCGAUCGCGGUCUCGAACGGCGAUCUCUGAUUUUUCAAGUCUUCCACCUCAAUUCUUCCCUGGCUAUAAAUCGCUAUUGAAUUUUAGUCGAAUGUUAGGUGGAUCUAGAUAAAGAUUUGAAGAAGGAAUAGACCCUCUCUAUACAUUGUAGGAUGGAUGUCAAUCAUCGCGGAAGAGAUACAAUACCUUUUACGAUGUUGUUCCCCUUGUGAGUGGUAAAUUAGAUCCACCUAUGAUCACAACGCGAUGAUAAUUAUGAUAAAUUGUACAUUUUAUUACGUUAUUAUCGCGUACAUAUGAGAACGCGUAAUUGUAUAUUUAAUAACGGUAAUUGGAAUCAGUCGCGAUGAUCGGAGACUCGCUCCGAGAAAAUGGUCUCUGCAUGCGAAAAUCUUUUCGAAAUGUAAAUCUUGCCAAACGCAUUGAACAAAUAAAAGGAAUGCACAUGUUUUUUUCUUUAAAUAAAUCGAUAAUAAAUACUAUUUAAAUUACAUC